Molecule: messenger RNA, 2058 nt
Organism: Dromiciops gliroides (monito del monte)
Lineage: Eukaryota; Metazoa; Chordata; Mammalia; Microbiotheria; Microbiotheriidae
Product: solute carrier family 40 member 1-like
Exons: 12
Coding region: 1-2058 (685 amino acids)
Biological process (GO): iron ion transmembrane transport
Cellular component (GO): membrane
Molecular function (GO): iron ion transmembrane transporter activity
Source: RefSeq, a predicted model, not a curated record
AUGCGCUUGUGGUUUUCUUUUCAUUUUAAAACUUUCAUUAAUUACAGCAAAUUUUUGGUUUAUGUCAGCUGUGCACUUUCUAUAUGGGGAGACCGAAUGUGGCACUUUGCUCUGUCUGUGUUCCUGAUAGAGUUAUACGGACGCAACCUUCUUCUGACAGCAGUUUUUGGCUUAGUGGUGGCUGGCUCAGUGUUGGUAUUUGGGGUUUUAAUUGGAGAUUGGAUUGACAGAAAACCAAGAAACAAAGUUGCCCAUGCAUCCCUGCUCCUUCAGAACUCCUCUGUCACUGCCUGCUGCAUUGUCCUAAUGUUGGUGUUCUCCUACAAAAGUGAGAUCGAAGGCAUCUGGCAGGGCUGGCUCAUGGUGGCCUGCUAUGUGGCAGUGAUUAUCUUGGCAGAUCUGGCCAACCUGGCCAGCACAGCCCUGACCAUCACCAUUCAGAGAGACUGGAUUGUGGUUAUCACUGGAGACAACAGAAGCCAGCUUGCUGGGAUGAAUGCAAUGAUUCGAAGGAUGGACCAAAUCAUCAAUAUCUUUGCCCCUCUCUCUGUGGGACAGGUGAUGACGUGGGCAUCUAAUGUCAUUGGUUGUGGCUUCAUCCUGGGAUGGAACUUGGUGUCUCUGCUGGUUGAGUUCCUCUUCCUGUCUAAGGUUUAUCAGCUUGUGCCUCAGUUGGCUGCUAAACCCCGGCGGUGCACAGGAGACAGCUUUUUAAAAAGGCAACUGGAACUCAUCAGUUCUCAAGGGGAAAUUCAUUCUUGUCCAGCUAUUGAUGAGUUUGCCAACACGCCUAAGACUUUGGAAGGACCAGAGGACCGUCCGUCUCCUCUGGAAGCCCAGCAGGACACGACAUCCAGGUUUCCUCUUGGCCUCCGAAAGAUGCAAAGACUAGUCCGGAUAUGCUGUGAUGGAUGGAAGACAUAUUGCAGGCAAACUGUCUUCUUGGCGGGAUUGGGUUUAGCCUUCUUGUACACGACUGUGCUGGGCUUUGACUGUAUCACCACAGGCUAUGCCUACACACAGGGGAUUGGGGGCUCCCUUCUCAGCCUCCUUAUGGCCAUCUCAGCCUUCUCAGGUCUUGUGGGCACAAUUCUCUUUACCAGGUUAAGAAGGUCCUAUGGCUUAGUUCACACGGGCAUCAUCUCCAGCUGUCUCCACAUAGGCUGUUUGCUGCUCUGUGUGUUUUCUGUCUUUGCCCCUGGGAGUCCUUUUGAUUUGGGUAUUUUCUCUCUUCCACUAAGCCGGAACUCUUCCCUAAGUCACGAGAUGCUGAAAGAGAGCCCAACACAAGUUUCUCCUUUUGAAAGAAACAUUAACCAGCCCAUCCUUCCUGGCCGCUCAACCAUCCACUGGACCAAUAAUACUGUUCUGAUGGACGGCACGCAGGAGAGCACCCAGCCUGAGUCAUAUGUCUCCAUCAUCUUGCUCUUCUCAGGAGUGAUCUUGGCCAGAAUCGGUCUCUGGUCAUUUGACCUCACUGUGACUCAGCUCCUUCAGGAAAAUAUUGCGGAUUCAGAACGUGGCACCGUGAAUGGUGUGCAGUGCUCCAUGAAUUACCUAAUGGACCUUAUCCAUUUCAUCCUUGUCAUCCUGGCUCCAGCCCCUCAACAAUUUGGGCUGUUGGUAUUCAUUUCUAUCCUUUUUGUGAUGAUGGGACACACCAUGUAUUUUGUUUAUGCACCAACAGGAAGAACUUUGGGCCCACUGUCAACUCCUGAAAAACAGUCCAUGCAGUUUGUCAGUUCUAGUUGCCUGCUUUAUGAGCCCAUGAAGCAGAGAGGAUUUUCAGCUGGAUCUAAAGGUGUCAAGGGAAGCUUUUUGGUGUGUGAGGCCUCUGAGCUGAGCCUUGAAGCAAACACGGACCCAGAAGUCAGAGGGAAGAACGUCCCAGAAACCAGGAUCCAUGUUGGAGCUGGAGAGCCCAGCACGAAGGGAAGGGGCCCCCAGCAGACAUCGAGAGAUGGGCUCUUCUUGGCAUCCAGGAGCGUGCAAGGAGGCCAGAGGUAUGGGGUCACCAACUGGGGUGGAACGGGACGAUGGUAUAAGAAGAUUGGGUAA